This is a messenger RNA of Bactrocera latifrons, 549 nucleotides long. RefSeq names its product putative inner dynein arm light chain, axonemal. The record is from RefSeq and is a predicted model, not a curated record. Gene Ontology annotation, cellular component: filopodium; axoneme. NCBI's taxonomy places the organism in Eukaryota, Metazoa, Arthropoda, Insecta, Diptera, Tephritidae. Gene Ontology annotation, molecular function: dynein heavy chain binding. The annotation marks the transcript as partial. The transcript is spliced from 3 exons.
GAAUUAAAACAACCACUAACGGCUGGCGCUUUGUUGGACCCCAAACGCGAAACUGAGGAGAUACUUAAUUCUAUAUUGCCCCCGCGCUGCUGGGAGGAGGAUGGGCAGUUAUGGCAACAAACGACGGGCAUUUGUCCCAUACGCCGAGAGUUGUAUACACAGUGCUUUGAUGAAAUCAUUCGUCAAGUCACCAUUAAUUGUUCAGAGCGUGGCCUGCUACUGUUACGUAUACGAGACGAAAUCGCCAUGUCUAUGGAGGCAUAUGAAACACUAUACUGCAGUUCGGUGGCAUUUGGUAUGCGUAAAGCAUUGCAGGCACACGAAGAGAAAGAAAUUCUGCGCGAUCGUGUGAAAACGUUGGAAACCGAAAAGGAAUCGCUCGAGGAGAUUAUCAACGACAUGAAGAUCAAGCAAGAGCRAGCAGAACGUCGUAAUGCAGAACUGCGCGCGUCAGAGGAGAAGAAAUAUGCGGAAGAGGUUGCAUUCCUCAAGAAGACCAACACACAAUUAAAGGCUCAACUGGAGGGCAUUACAGCGCCAAAGAAGUGA